Molecule: messenger RNA, 972 nt
Organism: Cooperia oncophora
Lineage: Eukaryota; Metazoa; Nematoda; Chromadorea; Rhabditida; Trichostrongylidae
Source: the annotation of a GenBank genome assembly
GGGCAUGAAUACCCAGAUCGUGUCUAUGAGGUGGCGACCGCUUACGAACUUGACGAUCAUACGGCCUCUAUCAGUCGCCACCUUUGCGGUUACACGACUCCGGCAGUUGGUAUUACUCCAACUGGAGCAACGUUCCGUCGCACAACCAAGAGGGAUGUUUCGGCCGUCAGUUAUACACCAUAUCCAUGGGGAGGACCACGUGCAGUGAAAUUCCCACCGCUCUGUAGUGACGGGAUUAAGAGACCGUACCAGUUCAAUAUCUUAAUAGACGUGACAGCUCGCUCAUCAUCCGAGGACUUCCGUCUUGCUCUGGACCAUCUCUCGUUAUUCUUCCAGAAACGUUUCUCACCUGAUGACAACAUGUUACUGUUUAAUCUGAUGACGGUGAACAGUAAAAAGGUUCUCGAUGCUCGUGCUGGUUUGAUGGUUGGCGAAAUUGGCUACAGCCUGAAUGAUGUCGCUCAAAACAUUGACGAUGACGAGUCGGCAAAAUUAGGUGUGGGUAUCGACAGUCUUGUUGAGAUGUCCAAUGAAAACUAUAUCCGUGGUUCGUACAAGAUAAUGCUGAUUAUCAGCGCCGACAGCACUAGCGGUGAUCAAGUGUUACCAUCGGCAGAGUUCGCUGCUGGCGAUUUUGGCCACAGUAUAAUCGGCUUAUCUGUCCGCAAACCAUCCACAGAUCUGCUGACUAAAAUGACCGGAUCAGGAACAAGAGUUAUACAUCUUGACUGGACAUCGCCGAAUGAGCUCUUUAACAGUUGGUUUGCAUACUCAAUUUGUGACUAUGUCACUGCAACCACCGUCAAGACAAUCCCAACAACCAAACUCAAGAGUACUCAUCCUAGAAAAACUACAACAGCUCCGGCUACUCUCUCAGUACCAACAAACGUUGAAGCAGUUCCACUAUCGCCCUCAUCAUUCUCAGUGUCAUGGACUUGUUGCACGAAUAGAAAAGCGAAUUCACACCGAUAG